Messenger RNA from Loxodonta africana (African savanna elephant), 10189 nucleotides. RefSeq names its product talin 2 (gene TLN2). Gene Ontology annotation, molecular function: actin filament binding; integrin binding; structural constituent of cytoskeleton. The record is from RefSeq and is a predicted model, not a curated record. Lineage: Eukaryota; Metazoa; Chordata; Mammalia; Proboscidea; Elephantidae. Gene Ontology annotation, cellular component: cytoskeleton; ruffle; plasma membrane. Gene Ontology annotation, biological process: cell-cell adhesion. The coding region runs from base 300 to 7928 and encodes 2542 amino acids. The transcript has 59 exons.
CCAGUGCGCUGCUGCAGGGUAACAUCUGGAUGUGGUUCCUGGCCCUUUGAAUGCUCGGCUGCCCACAAGUUCCGGGAUCAACCUGUUGAAAACGUAUUGCUGCUGGCGGCUUCCCAGAUGCUUCAGAUAUCUUCAGGGAACUCGACUCUUUACAUAAACUGAGAAAUUAGGUCUGUCUAAUCUUUGGCUGAAAGGUGGACUUUGGGAGUGGCUUCAGUUCUGAGUUAGCAGGGUGUCCAGGGGCCACAGUCGCUGUCAGAGCAGGAUUCUAAGUGAGAGCCUUCAAAUCAUCCAGGAAGAUGGUGGCCCUGUCCCUAAAGAUUUGCGUCCGCCACUGCAACGUGGUGAAGACCAUGCAGUUUGAACCAUCGACAGCAGUGUACGACGCCUGUCGAGUCAUUCGCGAGCGGGUGCCCGAGGCACAAACUGGCCAAGCUUCUGACUAUGGGCUGUUCCUUUCGGAUGAAGAUCCCAGGAAAGGCAUUUGGCUGGAAGCAGGCAGAACACUGGAUUACUACAUGUUGAGAAAUGGGGAUAUUUUGGAAUAUAAAAAGAAACAGAGACCUCAGAAAAUCCGGAUGCUGGAUGGAACUGUGAAAACGGUGAUGGUGGAUGACUCCAAGACCGUUGGGGAACUCCUAGUUACCAUUUGCAGUAGAAUAGGAAUAACCAACUAUGAAGAAUACUCUUUAAUCCAAGAAACUAUGGAAGAAAAGAAAGAGGAAGGGACAGGUACACUCAAGAAAGACAGGACGCUGUUACGAGAUGAGAGGAAGAUGGAGAAGCUGAAGGCCAAGCUUCACACAGAUGAUGACUUGAACUGGCUCGAUCACAGCCGAACCUUCAGAGAACAAGGAGUCGAUGAAAACGAAACCUUGCUGCUUAGACGGAAGUUCUUUUACUCUGAUCAGAAUGUAGACUCGCGAGACCCUGUGCAGCUGAACUUGCUGUAUGUCCAGGCUCGGGACGACAUCCUGAACGGCUCCCACCCUGUCUCCUUCGAAAAGGCUUGUGAAUUUGGUGGAUUUCAAGCCCAGAUCCAGUUUGGACCUCAUGUGGAUCAUAAGCAUAAACCUGGAUUCUUAGACCUAAAGGAAUUCCUGCCCAAAGAAUAUAUCAAGCAGAGAGGAGCUGAAAAGAGGAUAUUUCAGGAGCACAAGAACUGUGGAGAGAUGAGUGAAAUUGAAGCCAAGGCCAAGUACGUCAAACUCGCCCGGUCCCUGCGGACGUAUGGUGUGUCCUUUUUCCUGGUGAAGGAAAAGAUGAAAGGCAAGAACAAGCUGGUGCCUCGCCUGCUAGGUGUCACCAAGGACUCAGUGAUGCGCGUGGACGAGAAGACCAAGGAAGUGCUGCAGGAGUGGCCACUCACGACAGUCAAGCGCUGGGCGGCCUCGCCCAAGAGCUUCACGCUGGAUUUUGGGGAGUAUCAGGAAAGCUACUAUUCAGUACAAACCACUGAGGGAGAACAAAUAUCCCAGCUGAUUGCAGGCUACAUUGACAUCAUCCUCAAAAAGAAACAAAGUAAAGAUCGAUUUGGAUUAGAGGGCGAUGAGGAGUCAACUAUGUUAGAAGAGUCUGUCUCCCCCAAAAAGUCCACCAUCUUGCAGCAGCAGUUCAACCGGACUGGGAAGGUGGAGCAUGGCUCCGUAGCACUGCCCGCCGUGAUGCGCUCAGGCUCCAGUGGGCCUGAGACCUUCAAUGUGGGCAGCAUGCCCUCGCCGCAGCAGCAGGUCACGGUUGGGCAGAUGCACCGCGGCCACAUGCCCCCUCUGACCUCGGCCCAGCAGGCCCUCAUGGGGACCAUCAACACCAGCAUGCAUGCUGUCCAGCAGGCCCAAGACGACCUCAGUGAGCUCGACUCACUACCACCUCUCGGACAGGAUAUGGCGUCCCGGGUGUGGGUUCAGAACAAAGUGGACGAAUCCAAACAUGAAAUUCACUCUCAGGUUGAUGCCAUCACUGCUGGCACAGCGUCAGUUGUUAACCUCACAGCCGGUGACCCUGCAGAUACCGACUACACAGCAGUGGGUUGUGCAAUCACUACUAUUUCCUCCAACCUGACGGAGAUGUCCAAGGGCGUGAAGCUGUUGGCGGCCUUCAUGGAUGAUGAGGUGGGCAGUGGGGAGGACUUGCUGAGAGCUGCAAGAACCCUCGCUGGGGCAGUGUCGGACUUGCUGAAAGCUGUACAGCCUACUUCUGGAGAGCCUCGACAGACAGUGUUGACUGCUGCUGGAAGUAUCGGACAAGCCAGUGGGGAUCUUCUGAGACAGAUCGGAGAGAAUGAGACCGAUGAGCGGUUCCAAGAUGUUUUAAUGAGUUUGGCCAAAGCUGUUGCUAAUGCUGCUGCCAUGUUGGUGCUGAAGGCGAAGAAUGUUGCUCAAGUGGCCGAGGAUACAGUCCUACAGAACAGGGUGAUUGCUGCUGCCACCCAGUGUGCCCUUUCCACCUCCCAGCUUGUGGCGUGUGCCAAGGUGGUGAGCCCCACCAUCAGCUCCCCUGUGUGCCAGGAGCAGCUGAUUGAGGCGGGCAAGCUCGUGGACCGAUCGGUAGAGAACUGCGUCCGCGCCUGCCAGGCGGCCACCGAUGACAGCGAGCUCCUGAAGCAGGUCAGCGCGGCAGCCAGCGUGGUCAGCCAGGCCCUGCACGACCUCCUGCAGCAUGUGCGACAGUUUGCCAGCCGUGGUGAACCCAUUGGCCGCUACGACCAGGCCACCGACACCAUCAUGUGUGUCACCGAGAGCAUCUUCAGCUCCAUGGGCGACGCUGGGGAAAUGGUGCGCCAGGCCCGGGUCCUGGCCCAAGCCACCUCAGACCUGGUCAACGCCAUGAGGUCAGAUGCAGAAGCUGAAAUUGACAUGGAGAAUUCAAAGAAGCUCCUGGCAGCAGCAAAGCUCUUAGCUGACUCUACUGCUCGAAUGGUGGAAGCUGCAAAGGGGGCUGCGGCCAACCCAGAGAAUGAGGACCAGCAGCAAAGGCUGAGAGAAGCAGCUGAAGGUCUCCGCGUGGCAACAAAUGCCGCCGCCCAGAAUGCUAUUAAGAAAAAGAUCGUCAACCGACUAGAGGUUGCAGCCAAGCAGGCUGCAGCUGCAGCCACACAGACCAUCGCAGCCUCCCAGAACGCUGCCGUUUCCAACAAGAACCCUGCAGCCCAGCAGCAGCUGGUCCAGAGCUGUAAGGCAGUGGCUGAUCAUAUACCUCAGCUGGUCCAGGGGGUGAGAGGGAGCCAAGCACAAGCAGAAGACCUCAGUGCCCAGCUGGCCCUCAUCAUCUCCAGCCAAAACUUCCUCCAGCCUGGAAGCAAGAUGGUGUCCUCUGCCAAAGCUGCAGUGCCCACUGUGAGUGACCAGGCUGCAGCCAUGCAGCUGAGCCAGUGUGCCAAGAACCUUGCUACCAGCUUGGCGGAGCUACGGACCGCCUCGCAGAAGGCCCACGAAGCCUGCGGUCCUAUGGAAAUCGACUCAGCUCUGAGCACUGUGCAGACACUCAAGAAUGAGCUGCAGGAUGCCAAGAUGGCCGCCGCAGAGAGUCAGCUGAAGCCACUGCCAGGGGAGACGCUGGAAAAAUGUGCUCAGGACCUGGGAAGUACCUCUAAAGCAGUGGGCUCCUCCAUGGCACAGCUGCUCACCUGUGCUGCUCAAGGCAAUGAGCACUACACAGGAGUGGCUGCUAGAGAGACAGCCCAAGCUCUGAAAAUACUGGCCCAAGCUGCCCGUGGGGUGGCCGCAUCUACCAGUGACCCCUCAGCUGCGCACGCCAUGUUAGAUUCGGCUCGAGACGUGAUGGAGGGCUCGGCCGUGCUCAUUCAAGAAGCCAAACAGGCCCUGAUUGCACCUGGAGAUGCCGAGAGCCAACAGAGGCUAGCUCAGGUGGCCAAAGCUGUCUCACACUCUUUGAAUAACUGCGUGAAUUGCCUCCCUGGGCAGAAGGAUGUGGAUGUGGCCUUGAAGAGCAUCGGCGAGUCCAGCAAGAAGCUGCUUGUGGACUCGCUACCGCCAAGCACGAAGCCUUUCCAGGAAGCCCAGAGUGAACUGAACCAGGCAGCAGCUGAUCUGAACCAGUCUGCGGGGGAAGUGGUCCAUGCCACCCGGGGCCAGAGUGGGGAGCUGGCUGCCGCCUCUGGAAAGUUCAGUGAUGAUUUUGACGAAUUCCUUGAUGCUGGCAUUGAGAUGGCUGGCCAGGCUCAGACCAAAGAAGACCAAAUCCAAGUGAUAGGAAACCUCAAGAACAUCUCUAUGGCAUCCAGCAAGCUGUUGUUAGCUGCCAAGUCUCUCUCUGUAGAUCCAGGCGCCCCCAAUGCGAAAAACCUCCUGGCAGCAGCGGCAAGAGCCGUGACAGAGAGCAUCAAUCAGCUCAUCACGCUGUGCACGCAGCAAGCUCCUGGCCAGAAGGAGUGUGACAACGCCCUCCGUGAGCUCGAGACUGUGAAGGGGAUGCUGGAUAAUCCUAAUGAACCUGUCAGUGACCUCUCUUACUUUGACUGCAUUGAGAGUGUGAUGGAGAACUCUAAGGUUCUGGGGGAGUCGAUGGCAGGGAUUUCACAGAACGCCAAGACUGGGGACCUCCCUGCUUUUGGGGAGUGUGUAGGGGUUGCAUCCAAGGCUCUCUGUGGGCUGACGGAGGCUGCGGCCCAGGCUGCCUACUUGGUUGGCAUCUCUGAUCCCAACAGCCAGGCAGGCCACCAGGGCCUUGUGGAUCCUAUCCAGUUUGCCAGGGCGAACCAAGCGAUCCAGAUGGCAUGCCAGAACCUGGUGGACCCCGGCAGCAGCCCGUCACAGGUUCUGUCAGCCGCCACGAUUGUCGCCAAGCACACCUCCGCCUUGUGCAACGCCUGCCGCAUCGCCUCCUCUAAGACGGCCAACCCAGUGGCCAAGAGACACUUUGUCCAGUCAGCCAAAGAAGUCGCCAACAGCACCGCCAACCUGGUGAAGACCAUAAAGGCCCUGGAUGGGGAUUUCUCUGAAGACAACCGUAACAAAUGCCGUAUUGCCACCGCGCCCUUGAUCGAAGCCGUGGAGAACCUGACGGCAUUCGCAUCAAACCCUGAGUUUGUCAGUGUUCCUGCCCAGAUCAGCUCUGAGGGCUCCCAGGCACAGGAACCGAUCCUGGUCUCUGCCAAGACCAUGCUGGAAAGCUCCUCAUACCUCAUCCGCACUGCCCGCUCCCUGGCCAUCAACCCCAAAGACCCACCCACCUGGUCCGUGCUGGCCGGACAUUCCCACACCGUGUCUGACUCCAUCAAGAGUCUCAUCACAUCCAUCAGAGACAAAGCCCCGGGGCAGAGGGAGUGCGACAUCUCCAUCGAUGGCAUCAACCGAUGCAUCCGGGACAUCGAGCAGGCCUCACUGGCAGCUGUCAGUCAGAGCCUGGCCACAAGGGAUGACAUCUCCGUGGAGGCCCUGCAGGAGCAGCUGACUUCAGUGGUACAGGAGAUCGGACACCUUAUCGACCCCAUCACCACAGCAGCUCGGGGAGAAGCAGCCCAGCUGGGACACAAGGUCACACAGCUGGCGAGCUACUUUGAACCCUUGGUCUUGGCUGCAGUUGGUGUGGCCUCCAAGAUCCUUGACCAUCAGCAGCAGAUGACAGUGCUGGACCAGACCAAGACGCUUGCAGAGUCUGCCCUGCAGAUGUUGUAUGCAGCCAAAGAAGGUGGUGGGAACCCCAAGGCACAGCACACACAUGACGCCAUCAUGGAGGCUGCCCAGCUGAUGAAGGAGGCCGUGGACGACAUCAUGGUGACACUGAACGAGGCAGCCAGCGAAGUGGGGCUGGUGGGAGGCAUGGUGGACGCCAUAGCAGAAGCCAUGAGCAAGCUGGAUGAAGGCUCGCCUCCAGAACCAAAGGGAACAUUUGUUGACUAUCAGACGACUGGGGUUAAAUACUCCAAAGCAAUAGCGGUAACAGCUCAGGAAAUGAUGACUAAGUCGGUUACUAACCCGGAGGAGUUGGGAGGCCUGGCUUCACAAAUGACCAGUGACUAUGGGCACCUGGCUCUCCAGGGCCAGAUGGCAGCAGCUACGGCGGAACCAGAGGAGAUUGGAUUUCAGAUCCGCACUCGGGUGCAGGACCUGGGCCACGGCUGUAUCUUCCUGGUCCAGAAGGCAGGGGCUCUCCAGGUUUGUCCCACGGACAGCUACACCAAGAGGGAGCUGAUUGAGUGUGCCCGUGCCGUCACCGAGAAGGUGUCCUUGGUGCUGUCUGCUCUCCAGGCUGGGAACAAGGGGACCCAGGCAUGUAUCACCGCCGCCUCUGCCGUGUCUGGGAUCAUCGCCGACCUGGACACCACCAUCAUGUUUGCAACUGCAGGGACCCUGAACGCGGAGAACAACGAGACCUUCGCAGACCACAGGGAGAAUAUUCUAAAGACAGCCAAAGCCUUGGUUGAAGACACAAAACUGCUGGUAUCCGGGGCUGCAUCCACCCCAGAGAAGCUGGCCCAGGCAGCCCAGUCCUCGGCAGCCACCAUCACCCAGCUCGCCGAGGUGGUCAAGCUGGGAGCAGCCAGCCUGGGCUCAGAUGACCCUGAGACACAGGUAGUCUUGAUCAACGCCAUCAAAGAUGUGGCCAAGGCCCUUUCAGAUCUCAUUGGCGCUACCAAGGGAGCUGCCAGCAAGCCCGCUGAUGACCCCUCCAUGUACCAGCUGAAGGGGGCUGCCAAGGUGAUGGUGACCAAUGUCACCUCCCUCCUCAAAACUGUGAAGGCCGUGGAGGACGAGGCCACCCGAGGCACACGGGCACUGGAGGCCACAAUCGAGUACAUCAAGCAGGAGCUCACGGUGUUCCAGUCAAAGGAGGUACCUGAAAAGACAUCAUCACCUGAAGAAUCGAUAAGGAUGACAAAAGGCAUCACCAUGGCAACAGCCAAGGCUGUGGCAGCCGGGAACUCAUGUAGACAGGAGGACGUGAUAGCCACCGCCAACCUGAGCCGGAAAGCCGUGUCAGACAUGCUGACAGCUUGCAAGCAAGCGUCCUUCCACCCUGAUGUCAGUGAGGAGGUGCGCACCAGAGCCUUGCGGUUCGGGACGGAGUGUACCCUCGGGUACCUGGACCUCCUUGAGCAUGUCUUGGUGAUUCUUCAGAAACCAACCCCAGAGCUCAAGCAUCAGUUGGCUGCUUUCUCCAAGCGAGUCGCUGGAGCGGUGACUGAGCUUAUCCAGGCGGCAGAAGCCAUGAAAGGAACAGAGUGGGUGGACCCAGAAGACCCAACUGUCAUUGCAGAAACAGAAUUACUGGGGGCUGCGGCAUCCAUUGAGGCUGCUGCUAAGAAGUUAGAGCAACUGAAGCCAAGAGCAAAACCAAAACAAGCAGAUGAGACCCUGGAUUUUGAAGAACAGAUCUUGGAAGCCGCUAAAUCGAUUGCUGCUGCCACGAGUGCCCUGGUCAAAUCAGCCUCGGCAGCCCAGAGGGAGCUGGUGGCCCAAGGCAAGGUCGGCUCCAUCCCUGCCAACGCGGCAGACGACGGACAGUGGUCACAGGGGCUGAUUUCUGCCGCCCGGAUGGUGGCAGCAGCAACCAGCAAUCUCUGCGAGGCAGCCAACGCCUCUGUUCAGGGACAUGCCAGCGAGGAGAAGCUCAUCUCAUCCGCCAAGCAGGUCGCAGCUUCCACGGCCCAGCUGCUUGUGGCCUGCAAGGUGAAGGCCGAUCAGGACUCGGAGGCCAUGAGGCGGCUACAGGCGGCAGGAAAUGCCGUGAAAAGAGCCUCAGACAAUCUUGUUCGUGCCGCCCAGAAGGCUGCAUUUGGCAAAGCUGACGAUGAUGAUGUUGUAGUGAAAACAAAAUUUGUAGGGGGCAUUGCUCAGAUCAUUGCUGCCCAGGAGGAAAUGCUCAAGAAAGAACGAGAACUGGAAGAAGCAAGGAAAAAGCUGGCCCAGAUCCGCCAGCAGCAGUAUAAAUUCCUGCCCACGGAGCUAAGGGAAGACGAAGGCUAGAGCCAGAGACAAGAUGGCAAGCCCCAGGGACCAGCCCUACAGGACUGGACAGCAGUGUUCCUGAGAGGCCGGGCACUUGCCUGGAAACAGCCCGCCUCCCCUGGGGCGAGCCUAGAGCCCCAAGCGCCCCUCAUCACUCCUCUGUCCUGUCAGGCACCGGCUGCAUGAUCGUGACAUCACAUGGUACAGUGUCCCACCCAUAGCUCCUCCGCCGCCUCCCCUCACACCUCACAGUAUCUCAGGAGAGAGGGGUGCACAUCUCGUGGACUGUUACCAAAAAAGAGAAGUCAGUAUUACAUCGUUCUCAGACGCUUCUGCUUUUGUUGGUCCUUCUCUAGGCCUGCACCUGGGCCUUUCUGUGACAUCUUGAUAGGAAAAAAGAAGAGUGGCUCGGGGGAAGUCAUCGGUGUUGUGGAUAUUCGUGAUAUUCUCCUCCUUCUCAGGAGAAGAUGGACUUUGGAGCUGGACUUGGUUAAUAAAAGCCAGAAACACGAGCAGCAUGGACUCCAGGGGUGAUGUGGGUCCCCCUCCCGUACCUCGUACCUCGCACUGGCUCACCCCAGAGGGUGAAGGAUUACCACUCCUGUUUGCACAUUCUCUUGCCUCAGUAUGUAAGCUCCUUGUUCCAUCUAGACCCAUCUUGUGUUCUGUGGCCCAGAAAAUUGAAUGAUUAUUUUGUUCCUCCAUAAUCACAAGGGCAGAGGGUGGGCAGGCCUGUCGGGGCUGGGUGAGCAGGGGCUGGAAUAAAGCCUGUGGGCGCCUUACUCUGCAGAGGCUGGUGCAGUUCCUAAAAAUCCACCCGUACGGACCCAUGUUCCCCAAAUGACAGUCAGUGCAAAGCUCCUCCUGAAGCUUUCAAGGUGGGAAUCCAGGUGAAAUAAAGAAAUUCCUCGGUGUCCCCAUCUUCGGGUUCCAUAUCAGCUUCUCUGCUCUCAAAAUGGUCAGAAUUCACAAUUGAAAGGCGUCUGCUUAAAAAUCAUCUGUCCUCUCUGCCAAGGUGGAAGUUGUUUUUCCUGCAUUGUAAUAUUCCUAAAAUCAACGUGAACCUUUAACAAAGUGGUUUUGCUUGUUAUCAAAUAAGUGAACCCAAAAAAAAAAAAACAAGCCCAUUGUGUUGGUUGCAAUUCCUGGUGGCCCUAUAGGACAAAGUAGAACUGCCUCAUAGAGUUUCCAAGGAGCGCCUGAUGGAUGUGAACUGCUAACCUUUUGGUUAGCAGCUGUAUCAGAGUCCAUUAUUUGGAUAUCACAGUCCCAGAUUUUCAUACCUCGUGCCUCCAUCUGCCUUGUUUUCUCUCUUCAGAGCUCACUCCUCAGAAGGCAUUUUAAGACCUUGAAUUUACUUUUAAUCUGAGCCAUUACCUAAGACAGUACAUGAAGGGUUAAUGGCUCAGAGAAUAGUGUCUUUGAAAGAUGAGUUAAUGGAGGUACCUGGUUUUUAAAACUUUGGUUAGACAGUCAUUCUCUACUUCUCUGUACUGAUGUGAUCUCACGUUUCAUAUUUCAUCCACAGUAUCAUUUCAAUAAGAAGCCCUCGUGGCCAGGUGGUUAACCACUCAGCUGCUAACUAAAAGGUCAGUGGUUCAAACCCACCAGCUGUUCGUGGAAGGAGGAUGUGGCAAUCUGCUUCUGUAAAGAUUACAGCCUAGAAAACUCUAUGGGGCAGUUCUACUCUGUUCUGUAGGGUUGCUCUGAUUUGGAAUAGACUCAGUGACAGUGGGUUUUUUGUUUGUUUCAUUUUUAUCAUUUUAAAACUUUACCCAGAGGGAAAAGGUGGUACCUUGGUCCUCAGAAAGUGUCACUCUUAUAUACCUUGCCCAGUGACCCCAUUUUAGCAGAUCCUGGCCCAUGUUAGGGUUUUAAAAUAUUGAACUUCUGACAGUUUCCCAUAUUAGAGUCCUGCAACUGCUAUGCACAAUAGAAUUUUUUUCCAGACAAGUAGAGGAAAUACAGUCUAAAUGCGAAGCAAGUGGAGAGUGUAGAAAGUGGAGUAGGGAGGCCUGACCUCUGGAGAAGAGAGGAGCUGGCGGAGCCCUGGGCACACAGGGAAAAGCUAAUACAGCUCUUCAAGGAGCCCUGGCUGCACUUGGCUGCUAACCCAAAGGUCUGUGGAUCGAACCCACCAGUGGCUCCACAGGAGAAAAGACCUAGGAAACCCCGUGGGGUAGUUCUGUUCCGUCCUGUAGGGUCGCCAGGAGUUGGAAUCGACUUGAGGUCACCUAACAACAACAGCAAUACAACUCUUCAUCCCCACGCUAGCCUGA